Messenger RNA from Oncorhynchus kisutch (coho salmon), 519 nucleotides. Its product is annotated as cornifin-A-like. The transcript has a single exon. Lineage: Eukaryota; Metazoa; Chordata; Actinopteri; Salmoniformes; Salmonidae. The record is from RefSeq and is a predicted model, not a curated record. The coding region runs from base 1 to 519 and encodes 172 amino acids.
AUGGCUAUCUGUCUCCUGUCUGAGCCCUGCUAUGAGCCGUGCUAUGAGCCGUGCUAUGAGCCGUGCUAUGAGCCCUGCUAUGAGCCCUGCUAUGAGCCCUGCUAUGAGCCCUGCAAAGAGCCCUGCUAUGAGCCCUGCUAUGAGCCCUGCUAUGAGCCCUGCUAUGAGCCCUGCAAAGAGCCCUGCUAUGAGCCCUGCUAUGAGCCCUGCUAUGAGCCCUGCUAUGAGCCCUACAAUGAGCCCUGCUAUGAGCCCUGCUAUGAGCCCUGCAAUGAGCCCUGCAAUGAGCCCUGCUAUGAGCCCUGCUAUGAGCCCUGCAAUGAGCCCUGCUAUGAGCCCUGCUAUGAGCCCUGCAAUGAGCCCUGCUAUGAGCCCUGCAAUGAGCCCUGCAAUGAGCCCUGCUAUGAGCCCUGCUAUGAGCCCUGCAAUGAGCCAUGCUAUGAGCCCUGCUAUGAGCCCUGCUAUGAGCCCUGCUAUGAGCCCUGCUAUGAGCCCUGCUUGACCUGCUCCAUUCCAUAA